Messenger RNA from Olea europaea var. sylvestris, 2460 nucleotides. RefSeq names its product RNA-binding protein 39-like. The coding region runs from base 168 to 1970 and encodes 600 amino acids. Lineage: Eukaryota; Viridiplantae; Streptophyta; Magnoliopsida; Lamiales; Oleaceae. Gene Ontology annotation, cellular component: nucleus. Gene Ontology annotation, molecular function: RNA binding. The transcript has 14 exons. The record is from RefSeq and is a predicted model, not a curated record. Gene Ontology annotation, biological process: mRNA processing.
UCCCGUUUCCCGCACUGACGUAUAGAAGCAACUAGCAAGCGUUCUUGUAAAUGUAAUCGACCCCUUAAAAUUCUCUGCAAUUCGAUAAAUCGUCGAGAUUCAAGAUCACACUGAUAUCUCUCAUUCCCAGGGAAGGUUCUCCCUGUGUAAGUUAAGGUUUUAAAAAGAUGGAUUUUGACGAGUAUGAAUAUUUAGAGAAUACGGUGGAAAAUCCCGAACCUAAAAAGUCAAAGGAGAUUAUGAAUGGAGGUGUGGACAAUUUGAAAUCCAAGGAGAAAGAUAGAAGUCAGAGUUCAAAACUCAAAAGUGAAGGUAAUGACAAUGAUUUGGAUAAGCACAGGAAACAUUCAAGGUCAAAGGACGAGUUUAAUGAUAGCAGGAAAGAAAGGAGCUCAGGUCAUCCCCCAUCUUCAAGAGAUAGGGAGAUGAGUGACAAUGAUCGACAUAAACAUAAGCGGGAGCAUAGAAACAGGGACAAGGAAGAGGGCAGUGGAAAAGAGAAAGACAGAGAAAGGGGCAAAGAGAGGGACAUUGGCAAGAAACGAGAGAUUUAUCGUGAUGGAGACAGGAGAGAGCAUUGCCAUGAAUAUGGAAGAGAGAGACAUGGGGAGGGGGAGCGCGAGAGGUCUAGGGGGAGCAAAAGUUAUUCAGAAAGAAAUCGGGAUGAUCGGGAGAGGGAGAGAAGUAGGGAUGUGGAAAGGAGCAUAGACGGGGAGUAUAAGGAAAGAGGAAGGGAGGAGUUUAGAGAUCGCGAUCAUGAAAGCAGAAGAUACAAAGAGAAAAAGAAAGAAGUGGAAAAGCCGGAAGCAGAUCCUGAACGAGAUCAACGGACAGUUUUUGCUUACCAGAUUUCUUUGAAGGCAGUUGAAAGAGAUAUCUAUGAAUUCUUCUCCAAGGCUGGCAAGGUCAGAGACGUACACCUCAUCAUGGACCGCAUUUCCAGACGCUCCAAAGGAAUUGGGUAUAUUGAAUUUUAUGAUGUAAUGUCAGUUCCUAUGGCGAUAGCACUUUCUGGUCAGCCUCUACUUGGUGUACCAGUGAUGGUUAAGCCAUCAGAAGCUGAAAAGAACCUUGUUCAGUCCUCUACAUCUGUUGUUUCGGAGGAUAGAAAGCUAUAUGUUGGCAAUCUACCUGUUGCCAUAAAAGAAAAUCAACUUCGUCAGGUAUUUGAACCUUUUGGCUCUGUGGAGUUGGUGCAGCUGCCCACUGAUCCUGAAACUGCCAAUUGCAAAGGUUAUGGUUUUGUACAGUUUGCACGUCUUGAAGAUGCGAAGGCUGCACAAAAUUUAAACGGCCAACUGGAGAUCGCUGGUCGAGUAAUCAAGGUCUCUGCUGUUACAGAUCAAGCUGCAAUGCAAGAUGCUGGGGCAAAUGUUGCUGAUUUUGAUGAUAUUGAAGGCAAUGGAUUGUCCUUGAAUGCUCACUCAAGAGCACUUCUCAUGCAGAAAUUGGAUCGCACAGGCAUUGCUUCAAGCAUUGCUGGUUCAUUAGGCACCCCCAUUGGUAAUAGCCCUGGCCUCUCCGUGCCAACAGCACCAGUUCUUGGGGUUGCUCCUGUAGAUCCUUCCCUUACUGCUAGUCUCGGACAGGCCCCAGUCCCUGCACUUGCGGGGUUGGCAGCUGCAGGCCUUUCAGUUCCUGCUGCUGCUGUUCCUUCUAUAGAUACCAUUGGUGUUCCUAGUGAAUGUCUGUUGCUGAAGAACAUGUUUGAUCCAAAAUUGGAGGCUGAACCAGAUUUUGAUCUGGAUAUAAAAGAAGAUGUACAAGAUGAGUGCUUAAAGUUCGGAACAUUAAAGCAUAUUUAUGUAGAUAGAAACACUGCUGGGUUUGUAUACUUGCGGUUUGAAAAUACCCAAUCUGCAAUUGCUGCACAGCAGGCGCUCCAUGGGAGAUGGUUUGCUGGAAAGAUGAUCACUGCAACAUUUCUGCUUCCUCAGAAUUAUGAGGAUAAAUUUCCUCAUAGCAGAUAAAGACUAUUUAAGGACAUUGCAAAUGGCUUUUGAGUGUCGUGUGCAAUUGUAAAAGAUUAGACUUCUCUUGGUGGCUUUUAUCGUAUGCUAGGGGGUGGACUGAACUGGGUGCAAAUUGAUACAUUCUUUGCUUUGUUUUGUGAAGAUUUCCAUUUGUACAAAAAACCGCUUCACAGAAUUCUGCCAGAAAUCUCACGUGUGGGACUCAUGUUGUGAUAAAAAAUGCCAAAAAAUCCCCCUACCCACCUGUUGCUGUGUCUAUUCUGUAUGGCUUCUGUGUGUGCAAUUUCUGUACACGCAGCAAGCUUCUUGUUUUGUUUAGUCCUGACUAGUUUAAACACUAAAUAUUGUAAAGGCUAUAGCUUGUGGUGAACGCUCUAUAGCUCUAGUUUAAUGUUAUGCCGUGAGUAGAUGUUUUGUUAAUUUUGGAAUUGAGGCAUCCAGCAUGCUGAUUAAUUUUCAUUUCUAAUUGGAAUUUAAGGUUUUUUUU